UACAAGAGAUAGUGGAAAUCAAUUUGAAUAAACAAAACAGGUUUGCUGAGAAUAAAACCAGGACUCCUGACCUGAGGCAGGCAGGCUGCUCCGAGGGCCCUGUCAACCAGCACAGCAGCUGCGGAGAGGGCGAAAGGGCCAGCAUGCACCAGGUGGUGGCGUUCCUGGCAAUGGUCGUGGGGACCCACACCCUCUGUUUGGAGCUUUGGAAGGACUGCAGUCACAGGUCUACCUGCUGCACCAGUAAAGGGCAGGCCCUCCCUGAGGAGUGGCUGCAGUGGACUCCUGUGCCCGUGACUCCCCCAGAGCUGGAGCUCACCCACCCCCAAGAAUCCUGCAGGGCCAGCGAAGACGGACCCCUCAAUAGCAGGGCCAUCUCCCCCUGGAGAUACGAGUUGGACCGGGACCUGAACCGGCUCCCCCAGGACCUGUACCACGCCCGCUGCCUGUGCCCGCACUGCGUCAGUCUCCAGACGGGCUCCCACAUGGACCCCCUGGGCAAUUCGGAGCUGCUCUACCACAACCAGACCGUCUUCUACCGGAGGCCGUGCCGCGGCGAGCGCGGGCUCCGCCAGGGAUACUGCCUGGAGCGCCGGCUCUACCGCGUCUCCUUGGCUUGCGUGUGCGUGAGGCCCCGGGUGAUGGCUUAGUCGUGUGUCUGCCUGAGGCCGACCCUUGGCGGGAAAACUGGAGCUAGGUGUCCCGUCACCUGCCACGGUGGCCAGGACCCCUGAGCGCUCGUCCUCUCCAAAGCACCCCGGGGACCAGCAGGUCCUUGGCUCGGCGUGGGGGGCUUUGGCGCCCUUUUGCACUUUGGGAAGCACUUUGUGAAGGCAGCAGCUGCGGGAAGCUGGCGUCCUGGCCUUGCUGGAGAUGAGCACUCCUGUCUCUGCCUUCCGCCCUUCCCCCAGCUGCCCUGGCCCAGCACAGGCACUUUCUUGAUAAUCACCCCUUUGCCAGGGGAAGGCCCUCAUUUCAUUUGUUCAUUCUCUCGCUCACUCACUCGUUCACGGGGGCAUCAAGCAUUCGGUGGACGUAGAUCACUGCACAUGGGCAGAUUCAUCCAAAUAAACAUCUGUAUUUAAAAAUGA
Oryctolagus cuniculus (rabbit) is the source of this 1091-nucleotide messenger RNA. It is a transcript of the gene IL25, whose product is annotated as interleukin 25. Gene Ontology annotation, molecular function: cytokine activity. Lineage: Eukaryota; Metazoa; Chordata; Mammalia; Lagomorpha; Leporidae. Gene Ontology annotation, cellular component: extracellular region. The record is from RefSeq and is a predicted model, not a curated record.